This is a messenger RNA of Cucurbita maxima (winter squash), 2247 nucleotides long. Its product is annotated as xyloglucan glycosyltransferase 4-like. NCBI's taxonomy places the organism in Eukaryota, Viridiplantae, Streptophyta, Magnoliopsida, Cucurbitales, Cucurbitaceae. Gene Ontology annotation, cellular component: Golgi apparatus. Gene Ontology annotation, molecular function: glycosyltransferase activity. The record is from RefSeq and is a predicted model, not a curated record. The transcript is spliced from 4 exons. The coding region runs from base 1 to 1989 and encodes 662 amino acids.
AUGGCUCCCACCUCUCUUGUGGUCACAAUCGAGAAGAACUUACUGGAAAUCAAUGGCUCUGAUUCUUUGUUGCUUCCCGAGAAGCAGAAGGCUGCCAGUCCCAAGCAACUCACCUGGGUUCUUCUCCUCAAAGCUCACAGAGCUCUGUUUUUCUUCUCGUGGUUCGCCAUCACUGUCAAGACUCUGUUUGCUUCUGUUAAGAAGCGCAUUGCUCAUGCGGAUGUUAACGAAGAGGGUUCCAAGAGCCGAGGGAAGUUGUAUAGGUUCAUUAAAGCUUUUCUCGCUAUUUCUAUUGUGGGUUUGAUUGUUGAACUUAUUGCCCAUUUCAAGAAAUGGAAUCUGCGAAUGAUUCAGCCAUUGGAGCUCGAGGUUCAUGGGCUUCUCCAAUGGUUUUAUGUCUCCUGGCUUUCGUUUCGAGUUGAUUACAUUGCUCCAUUGGUGUUAAUGCUUUCGAAAUUCUGCAUUGUUCUAUUCAUGAUCCAAUCUCUUGAUCGCCUCGUUCUCUGUGUUGGCUGCUUUUGGAUCAAAUUCAAGAAAAUCAAACCCAUCAUUCAAGAUGACGCUUAUGAUUUGGAAGACGCUUCAACUUUUCCGAUGGUUUUAGUUCAAAUCCCAAUGUGCAAUGAGAGAGAGGUUUAUGCACAAUCAAUUGCUGCUGCUUGUGAGCUUGACUGGCCGAGGAAUCGGAUUUUGAUUCAAGUUCUUGAUGAUUCAGACGAUGGAAAUCUUCAGCGUUUGAUCAAAGAAGAAGUUCUGUCAUGGAAUUCAAAGGGUGUUAAUAUUGUUUAUAGACAUCGAUUGAUCCGAACUGGGUAUAAAGCUGGGAAUCUCAUGUCCGCCAUGGCUUGUGAUUAUGUUAAAGAUUAUGAGUUUGUAGCUAUUUUGGAUGCUGAUUUCCAGCCCAACCCUGAUUUCCUUAAACUCACUGUCCCCCAUUUCAAGGGAAAUCCUCAACUCGGUCUCGUCCAGGCUCGGUGGGCGUUCGUUAACCGGGACGAAAACUUACUCACAAGACUUCAAAACAUCAACUUGUGCUUCCAUUUUGAAGUGGAGCAGCAAGUUAAUGGGGCUUUCCUGAAUUUCUUUGGAUUCAAUGGAACGGCGGGCGUUUGGAGAACACAAGCGCUUGAGGAAUCUGGUGGCUGGCUCGAGAGGACGACGGUGGAAGAUAUGGAUAUUGCAGUUCGAGCUCACUUGAAGGGAUGGAAAUUCAUCUUCCUCAAUGAUGUCAAGGUGCUGUGUGAAUUGCCUGAAUCAUAUGAAGCUUACAAGAAGCAGCAACACCGUUGGCAUUCUGGUCCAAUGCAGCUCUUCAGAUUAUGCCUUCCUUCCAUCAUUACUUCAAAGAUAUCAAUAUGGAAGAAGACGAACUUGAUAUUCCUGUUCUUUCUCCUGAGAAAACUCAUACUUCCCUUUUACUCAUUCACUUUGUUUUGUGUCAUACUUCCAUUGACAAUGUUUAUUCCAGAAGCAGAAUUGCCUCUCUGGGUAAUCUGCUACAUCCCAGUCUUCAUGUCACUGCUAAACAUUCUUCCAUCCCCUAAAUCCUUCCCUUUCUUGAUCCCAUACCUCUUGUUUGAGAACACCAUGUCUGUCACAAAGUUCAAUGCCAUGGUUUCGGGGCUAUUCCAGCUCGGAAGUUCAUACGAAUGGAUUGUGACUAAGAAGACAGGACGAUCAUCCGAAUCCGACUUCCUGGCAUUUGCCGAGCGCGAGUCGAAAACUACAAACGAGGAGAAGAUUCUGAGGAGACAUUCGGAGUCGGGACUCAAGUUGUUGAGUAAAUUGAACCAACAAGAGAAGCAAAUGGGUUCAAAGAAGAAGAGAAACAAGGUGUAUAGAAAAGAACUGGCUCUUGCUUUUCUGCUGCUAACUGCAUCAGCUAGAAGCUUGUUGUCAGCACAUGGAGUUCACUUCUACUUCCUGCUAUUCCAAGGUUUGUCAUUCCUGGCGGUGGGUUUUGACUUGAUUGGUGAGCAAAUGAACUGAAAAAGUACCAUUUGGAGUGAAUUUGAUGAAGUUUCUUUUGGUGUUUUAGGCCCUUAUAAAAAAAACUGGGCAGAAAUGAACUAAAAAUGACAGAUUUUCAAAAGGGUAUUUGGUGUUUGAAAAUUGGUAGAUAAAGAUUUUGGAGGUUUUCUGUUCAGUAAAUUUGUACAAUAUAAUGAUACGAUAUAGUAUUGUUAGUAUAUGGGUUUCAAACACAAAAUAAUGGGAAUUCUGAGUCUAAGAGAGAAGUUAUUUUGA